Molecule: messenger RNA, 1322 nt
Organism: Pelobates fuscus (common spadefoot toad)
Lineage: Eukaryota; Metazoa; Chordata; Amphibia; Anura; Pelobatidae
Gene: CFAP96
Product: cilia and flagella associated protein 96
Exons: 8
Coding region: 112-1044 (310 amino acids)
Cellular component (GO): centrosome
Source: RefSeq, a predicted model, not a curated record
GGACCAUAAAAAUUGACUGUACCAAGUUGUAGAACAGGGGUGAUUUUUCUCGAUUACACUAACCGCUUUCAGUAUUCUUUCGGAUAAGGAGACUGCCUUGCCUGAACAACCAUGCCUGGAGAUGUGAAAAAUGACAUGGAGAGGAUUGGCCUCUUCAGUGAGAUGACCUAUAUCAGCAUUGGAGAUAAAUAUGUCCCCCCUUGUUCAAAACCAUUUAAUGAAGCUGCUAGUAAGAACAGGCAGAUGAUUCCUGGAGGGUCCAAGUCCAUGGCUAAUAUAACAGGUGGCUACUUUGACGGCGAGUUCAAAAGAGUUUUUGAACGCGAAUCCUAUUCAGAUCCACUGAGAGAGAGGAGGAAAUACAAAAUAGAACAAGCCAAGAAAAAUCUCGGAAAGGCAUUCCUUCCUACUAGUGGCGAGAUAAAACCAUCUGGACAAGGCAGCUUUUAUGGUACUUUGGGUGGUCCAGUUCCUGCAUUGAGCCCUGUACAAAAACCCCGAAAAGCCUACACAGCACCAGGAAAAAACUUUUACACCAAUCCUUCAAAGCACGGGACUGGAUAUGGGUACCCUAAUGUAACCAUAGGCAAGGAAUACCCAUAUACCUCAGAUGAUUAUGACAGAUUGCGAGUUCUGAUGAAGAAGGAACACGACAGUCACAAACAAAAACUUAAAGGUGGUCCUUUAAGGCUAAAUCUUUAUCCGAAGGACUAUUUUGAUGAAAACCCCUACCACUCAGACAAACCCUUGCCGCCCCUGAAGGAUAAGACCAAGAAAAUAGGAUCCGUGAAGCCCUUCAUGCCAAGUUCACCAGGGAAACAACCAGGAGGAAUGAAAGCUGGAACAUUCAAUCAAUAUCCUUCUCAUUCCAAUGACCUUUACAAAGCAAAGUCAGCAAAAAGUAAGAUUAGUGCAAAAAGCGUAAAGCCAUUCAACCCGCCAACUGGACCGAAAUCCUAUCCUAUCCGAAGCAUAUUGGCAUCGAAUGUAGCAAAGUCAGUCACCCCAAUGAACUACAAAACCGUGAAAUUAACAACGUAUUAAAUCCAAAGUGAAUGAAAACUGCAUACUGGCAAAGAGAACCACUGCUUACGUCUCUAAAUAAAUUCUGUUAGUAGUGUGGUGUUCCCUAAACAUGUUUAUGUAUAAAUACAUGGCUAUAAUUUUUUUUAACCUGUUUUUUAUGAUGGCCUCUUAUGCAUAAGAUGUAUUUAUCAAAUCAUAUUCAACUGUGAAAAAAUGGUCUUAUUAUUUGUGGAUAUCUAUAAUAACACACUGAUUGUACACACAAUAAAUUUGUAAAUUUUUAGCUAUGCUCUUCC